UGUAUUUUUAACUGCAUUAUAAAAAUUCAAACCAUAACUUUUGAUUAUCUUUGCAUAUGAGGUUAUAGCGUUUUGUUUAUAAAAAUAAAGUUGUAACUUUCAGUAAUUUCAGAAAAAUCUGCUAGGUGUGCCACUUUUGCUUGCUUGGACCCCCAUAAUUUGAACAUGGAUAGCUUUGAGCAGUUGCAAAUGCAGAUGAUGUGCGUAUAUCAAAAGAUAUUAAUGACGAUUUCAAACUGUAGAUAAAUUAAUUUUUUUCUAAUUUUUCUCUGGAUUUUUAAUUACUUAAUUAAAAGUAAACAAUUUUAACUGUUUACAUAGUUGAGUUGAGUAGUUAAAUUCCUAUCAUUUAGUUUUCUUGUUCCUGAUAACAUUAGUUUACAGACUGGGACAAGGUAGGUGUUAUUCAAUAUUAUUAGAUUUAUACAGCUCUAAAGGCAUUUAAAUUGUAUUUUCGAAAUCAGCUGAUGGUCACUGGCGGUCAAAAAGGUCACAUAUACAUAUGCUUACUAUAAUUCGAAUUCGAUUGGUCGAAAAAGGAUGGCGCUGCGCUGGCGACGUGUUUUUAGUAUAACACUUGUUUGUGGGAUUAUGGAGGAAUAGUUUAUAAUCAAUAUCAUAUCGGUUUUAAAGAGCGCACUUUUGGAAUUCCAAAUGCAACACGAACAGUCGAAAAUUACGGCGAUGAAGAAAGCGGAAAGAAUACGAAAUGGUCGCACACCAGACAGAACUGAUGUGCGAAACUUGAACAUGAGUAUGAUGAGUACCAUGUCUCCAAAACGAAAAGUACACACAUCGAGAAUGUCAAUGAUGCCUCCUCCUUCAUUAAACACAACUAACGCAUCAAGGUUGUCUACGAUGCCUCCUCCUGCUUCAUUGAAUACAACAUCUAGUGCAGAUCUGAGAAAAAUGCAAUUGGAGAACAACAAUUUGGAAUUAGAGCUAAUGUACAGCCAGUAUAUUGCAUCAUAUGCAGGAUUGAUUCUGGAAAAGAAAAAGUUGAAAGAGGCAGAGGAAUCAUUUAGCAAAACUAUGCUAAGUCUUCGUGAAGAAACAAGAGUGUUAUUGGAAAAAUAUCAAGCAUUGAAAACAAGAUUAAAGGAUAUUCAAGCUUAUUCUGACUUGAAUGAUUACAUGGAUAUCAUUCAAGAAAAUAUGAACGAAUUUAUUAAUAAAUUAGAAAAGCAUGGGAUUAAGGACAAGCUAUCACAUUUAGAGAAGGCAUUGAGUCGUUUUAAUGUUUUGCAGUGUGAGAACAUUAUAUUGCCAAGUAAUGCUGAGGAAAUGAAAGAGUUUCAGAAAACUUUAAAAGACUGUUCCACCACAUUACAACAAAUAAGUGACCCAAUGCAAGCUGAUGGUAUAGAAAAUGUAGCAGGAAACUAUGAAGACUUCAUGAGAAUGUACACUGAAUUUUCAGGUGUUAAAAAAAUAGUUGAAGAAAAAAUCUGUAAUUUACAGGCUGAUAUUUUAAAAACCUGCUCUCACUUAUUAUCACAGUCUAAUGAGGCUGGCUAAUCAUCUAUUUCUCAGAUAUUAUGUUGAGUGGUUUUAUAUAUUUUAAGAAACGAAUUUUUAUAUAUUUAUUAAAUAAACUUUGUAUUUUAUUACUUUUGUACAUCUUGUCACAAACAAUUUCUUUGUUUGUCCAAAGAAUAAUCUCGUA
Molecule: messenger RNA, 1666 nt
Organism: Nasonia vitripennis (jewel wasp)
Lineage: Eukaryota; Metazoa; Arthropoda; Insecta; Hymenoptera; Pteromalidae
Exons: 6
Coding region: 655-1518 (287 amino acids)
Source: RefSeq, a predicted model, not a curated record